Branchiostoma floridae (Florida lancelet) is the source of this 2111-nucleotide messenger RNA. RefSeq names its product NAD-dependent protein lipoamidase sirtuin-4, mitochondrial-like. Gene Ontology annotation, molecular function: NAD+ binding; NAD-dependent protein lysine deacetylase activity. The coding region runs from base 113 to 1093 and encodes 326 amino acids. The transcript has 2 exons. NCBI's taxonomy places the organism in Eukaryota, Metazoa, Chordata, Leptocardii, Amphioxiformes, Branchiostomatidae. The record is from RefSeq and is a predicted model, not a curated record.
CUGUCGUCUUACUUCCGGGUUGUCCUUCUUGCAUAAGAAGGACAAUUUUCGUCUUUAUGUAACGAUUGAGUGUAACUUUUGAGUUCAUUUUUACGUUUUUAAGAUUCUAGACAUGCAGAGUGUAGAAGCAGCGAAUAUGUUGUUCCGAUCUCUCCGACUUUUGAGAGAAACGCCGAUCCAAAUCAUGCCGGUACGUCUUCAGUCAAACGCCACAACAAGGGUCAACACAACUGCAAAUUUUCACUUCGUACCAGUAAGCGAUCCCGCCGACUUACAAGACGUAGAGGAGCUUCAAGACUUCGUGAGUACGUCUAAGAGGCUUUUUGUCAUCACCGGAGCCGGUAUAUCCACUGAGUCGGGGAUUCCAGACUAUCGAUCGGAGGGGGUUGGUCUGUACGCCCGGAGUGACAACCGUCCUGUCCAGUAUGCAGACUUCCUCAAAAGCGGUGCCAUACGGCAGCGGUACUGGGCUCGGAACUACGUCGGGUGGCCCAAGUUUUCCUCCUUCUCGCCUAACAUUUCUCACGAGACGCUGAGCGGCUGGGAAGCGGUCGGUAAGUUGCACUGGUUGGUCACACAGAACGUUGACUCUCUUCACAUCAAAGCUGGGAGUAGGAAAGUCACGGAGCUUCACGGGAGCGCUGCUCGGGUGAUGUGUCUAUCCUGCCCGUCUGUCAUACCUCGUACCGACAUGCAGACACGGAUCAAACAUCUAAACCCACUAUGGCACGCGGAGUCCCAGGAAAUGGCGCCGGACGCAGACGUGUUUUUAGCGCCGGAACAGAUCGCAGGUUUCAGGGUGCCAGAGUGCGAGAAGUGUGGAGGGAUUUUGAAGCCACAGAUCGUGUUUUUCGGAGACAACGUCCCCAAGCCGACCGUACAGUACGUGCACAAGAUGUUAGAAGAAUCAGAUGCCAUGCUAGUGGCGGGAUCUUCUCUUCAGGUAUACUCAGCCUACAGGUUUGUAUCUGCUGCGCGUGACCAGAAGAAACCAAUCGCUGUCCUGAACAUCGGGCCGACUCGUGGGGACAAGCUGGCUGACCUCAAGGUCAGCGCUCGAUGUGGAGAUGUGCUACCUCAGAUUCACCUAUGACCCCUGACCUGAAGGUCUGCAAACGGUGUGAUGUACUGCCCCAGAUUCACCUAUUACCCCUGACCUCAAGGUCAGCACAGUGUGGAUAGGUGCUGCCCCAAAUUCACCUAUAACCCCUAACCUCAAGAGACUUGCUGCUGCUGACUCACCUAUGACUCCUAACCUCAAGAGACUUGCUGCUAGAGACUCACCUAUGACCCCUAACCUCAUCUUCAGCACAGUGUGGAUACAUACUGCAGCCGAUUCACCUAUGACCCUAGCAUUAAGGUCAACACCCAGUGUAGAGACAUGCUGCCCCAGAGGCACCCAUGACCCAUAAACUAUCUAGCCUGGGUGUCCAUCCUAGUUGCCAGUAGUAUACUGGGGCUCCAGUACGCCCUCCUUACCAAGCCUGGUAAACUAACUAGAAUUUCACCCAGUCUAUGAGCUGACAUGCUUACCAUACAGAUUUGAAACUGUCAGACACUGCAAUAACAGAGAUGAAUUUAUGUGAAUAAAGCAGUAACAAAUUCAAACUUUGAUAUUGUAGUUUUGUCCUGAUUACAUCUUUUACUUUAGGUGCUGUAUUUGAUUGUAAUUUUUUUUUCAUUUGAAAUUAUGAAUAUUUUACAACAGUUGUCCUAGUUAUGGAUAUUAUUUUGGUAUGUCAUAGGAUUGUUGUGGCAAUCUGUGUAUGUGUAAGACUUCUCUAAGUAAAAUUUGUAUAAUUUAUGAAAACAACAACUUAUCAUGUAGUCAAACCUAUGCAUAACUGGAUCAACAACCAGUACACUAUACAAUCACAACCAACAUAGCAUGUCGAUGACCAUCGGUUACCUUCCUCGUGGCAAUAACGACUGGUUCUGAUAGGUGUCGCUGUUUACAAUGUUGUCAUGUAUAGACUAUUGACUGUGAAUAAAGAACCUUAUUAUCCAGUGGUUUUCUAACCUAAUUAAAUUAUUCAUGGAUAUACAAACCUCAGAGGUAUUGUCAAGAGUGCAACACAGUACUCAGGGAUCAAUUAAAGUUACUAAAUGCA